Molecule: messenger RNA, 1532 nt
Organism: Andrographis paniculata
Lineage: Eukaryota; Viridiplantae; Streptophyta; Magnoliopsida; Lamiales; Acanthaceae
Product: probable tetraacyldisaccharide 4'-kinase, mitochondrial
Exons: 9
Coding region: 19-1407 (462 amino acids)
Biological process (GO): lipid A biosynthetic process
Molecular function (GO): ATP binding; lipid-A 4'-kinase activity
Source: RefSeq, a predicted model, not a curated record
UUUCUUCCUUGUUUGAAAAUGGAGAAACUGAAAAUGGCGGUGUCGCGAAUAUCUUCCAUCCCGCCUCGCCUUUGGCUCACCAAUCUCUCCGCUUCGGAGCUCUCUCUGAUUCCACUACUCUCACUCGUAUCAUCUCUCUAUUCCGCCGCCGUGCGCCUCCGCCACUAUCUCUACAUCUUGGGAGUUCUCCGCAAGCACAGGUUGCCAGUUCCGGUGAUUAGUGUUGGAAAUUUGACGUGGGGAGGCAAUGGGAAGACUCCGAUGGUGGAAUUCCUGGCGCGCGCUUUUGCUGAUGAUGGAAUCUCACCUCUCAUUCUUACUAGGGGUUAUGGUGGCGCAGACGAAGCUAAAAUGCUUCAGAGGCAAUUGCAAGGUACAUCGGCAAAAGUUGGAGUAGGUGCAAAUCGCGCAGCUAUUGCAUCUAGAUUCCUAGAAAGAUAUGGUUGUGCGGCUUUUAAUGGUGCUACGGAUAGACCCUUUACCGGGACCAAAUCUGAAUCUUUAUCUACCCCUAGUCAAAUUGGUGUUGCUAUCCUGGAUGAUGGGAUGCAGCAUCUAAGCAUCCAGCGUGACCUGGAGAUUGUGAUGGUGAAUGCACUGAUGCCAUGGGGAAAUCAUCAUUUGCUUCCUCUUGGGCCAUUAAGAGAACCUUUAACUGCACUUGGCCGAGCCAACAUUGUCGUCAUACAUCACGCAGAUUUGAUACCGGAAGAAGAUGUUGAUGCAUUGGAAUCAACAAUUCUGCAAGUCCAAGAAUCUGUUCCAAUAUUCCACACCAAAAUGGCGCCAAUAAACUUCUUCUCGUGUCAAGACACUGCCCGUAAAAUGCCACUGAAUGCCGUAGCUGCUACAGUAUUUUUAUGCCUCUCAGGCAUUGGUUCUGCCGAUUCCUUCAUCAAGAGGAUUGAAAGGUUGGGACCUGCACAUGUGGAUCGCCUAGAUUUCAGCGACCAUCAUAAAUUUCAGUUAAAGGAUAUUGAGAUGGUUCAAGCACGACUCCGAGCUCUUGAGUCCAAGUUUGGUACUAAACCAAUUGUAAUUGUAACAGAAAAGGAUUAUGACAGAUCCCCGGAGGCUUUUGAAUAUCUGAAACCUUACGAAGUCUUAGCGGUCUGCUGUCGCCUGCAAGUUCUCCGGCACAACGGAACCACAGAAGACACCUUCAAAAAGAUCAUAAAGCUUCAUUUGUGUCAAAGUGGUCGUGUUUUUCAUGGCGUCGUAACCAACGAUGACAAUGGCGGUCAGCGGCUUGCGUCACCGUGUGUCCACGUGACUUCAUUCGAAGGUCAGCGACGCGCCGUCCACCGUCGGCGUAGCGAUUUCGGCUUAUCGCCUGCCGCCACGUGUGUGACUCCACUUAAAGUAGUCCUCCCACGUUUCACACUCGCAAGAAUACUUCAAAAUUAAAAUAAAAUAGAAAGUCCGUUAUUCUUAAUUAUAUUUCAGAUAUAAAAAUUAAACUGCCGUCACCAUUCGCUGCACCCAGACAAAAUACUCCAUGCCAAACAAGCGUAUGCUUAUAAAUACCUAAA